Gavia stellata (red-throated loon) is the source of this 928-nucleotide messenger RNA. RefSeq names its product selenoprotein M (gene SELENOM). Gene Ontology annotation, molecular function: oxidoreductase activity. NCBI's taxonomy places the organism in Eukaryota, Metazoa, Chordata, Aves, Gaviiformes, Gaviidae. Gene Ontology annotation, cellular component: endoplasmic reticulum lumen. The record is from RefSeq and is a predicted model, not a curated record. The transcript is spliced from 5 exons.
AUGCUGCGGGCGCUGGCGCUGGCGCUGCUGGUGGCGGCGCUGGCGGCGGGGGGCGGCCCGGGACCCCCCCCGCUCCGCGGGGCCGAGCUGCGGGACCUGGCCCGGGGCAAGGUGGAGACCUGCGGCGGGUGACGGCUGAACCGCCUGAGGGAGGUGAAGGCCUUCGUCACCCAGGACAUCCCCCUCUACCAUAACCUGGAGAUGAAGCACCUGCCCGGUGCUGACCCCGAGCUUGUGCUGCUCAGCCACCGAUACGAGGAGCUGGAGAGAAUUCCCCUGAGUGACAUGACCCGGGAGGAGAUCAACCAGCUGGUGCAGGAGCUGGGCUUCUACCGCAAGGAGACACCUGAUGCCCCCGUGCCUGAGGAGUUCCAGUUUGCCCCUGCCAGGCCUCUGCCCAGGCUGCUGCCCCACCAAGCUUCUACCGCUGAUGGCAAGACCCCACCCGAACGUGACGAGGGAGAACACCCAGACCUCUAGUGAGGGGUGCCGCACUCGGGGGAGGGUCCUGCAGCCAGUCCCCAGCACGCGGGGACGAGGGCAGCUGGGGCUGGUGCCGCAGGGUGGCGAAGGUGCCGCCGCUGUUGCUUGGUGCUGUGUAGCCUUUGCCUUGAGGAUGCCCUGAGCAGCUCCAGCUUUGAGCAGGGGCUUCCUGGACAUUGUUGCCCUCCCUCCCCUGCAGCCCAGCAUCGGGAGGAGCAGCGUUCUUUGUGCUCCUUUGCUGUGCCCCGAGGAACAGCUGACUCCCGGCGCUGGGCAGCAGUAUCCUACCUGCCUGGGACAGGAUGAAACCCUCAGCAGAAAGCCCCAGGUGCUGAGGGUAGAUGUGCUGAGUCCCAGAGGUAGGAGAGCUGCCCCCAGGGGGGUGUGGCUUUACACUGCAGCAGGGUUGUCUCGUAUUGAGCCCCCAGUAAAGCCCUCAUGUACA